Messenger RNA from Etheostoma cragini (Arkansas darter), 6321 nucleotides. RefSeq names its product discs, large (Drosophila) homolog-associated protein 1b (gene dlgap1b). NCBI's taxonomy places the organism in Eukaryota, Metazoa, Chordata, Actinopteri, Perciformes, Percidae. Gene Ontology annotation, cellular component: glutamatergic synapse; postsynaptic specialization. The record is from RefSeq and is a predicted model, not a curated record. The transcript is spliced from 12 exons. Gene Ontology annotation, biological process: signaling. Gene Ontology annotation, molecular function: molecular adaptor activity. Bases 391 to 3240 code for a protein of 949 amino acids.
GUCGUACUUUCCCUCUCUCCAUCCAUGUGAAGCGCUGUUUCAUACGUCCAGUGAUGCCUCUGCAGCCCGCAGACGAAACGAUACAGGAAGAUACCACAGUGAAUGGGACCUUAACAUCCAAGUGACGUCCUAUAUGAUAAAUCCCGAUUUGUUACAUUCUCGAGGAAAAAAAAGCAAUUUUAUCUAAAUUCCGAGGAUUACUCUCGAGGCGAUUCUCGGACGGUCUGUGUUGUCAAGGUGGAGACAUGUGCAGGCAUCGAGGACGAGGAGCCUGGAAUUAAGCACAGGAGAGAAAAGAUGCCAAAGAUGAGACAAUAAAGAAGAGCUAGUGUUGGGGCCUGUGCAGACUUUCCGCUGCAGCAGUUGGAUGUGCACGUCGACCCGGCCACGAUGACAAUGAAAGGCCUGUCCAGCAGUCGUAGUCACCACCACACGGUGACCUGCGACCCCUCUUAUGACUCCAUGACCAUGGGGCACUCGGACCGUCGGUCCUACUUUCUCAACCCUGGGGAGGCUCAUCCUGCUGACCACCCCUGUUACACCCAGCGCAACUCCUUCCAGUCUGAGUGCGAUGCCUACCCUGACCUGGCCAGCUGCACCUUCCCUCGCAGACAUUACAGCUCUCACCAUGAGCUGAAAGAGGAGUGUGGCCCUAUGGUGCCUUAUACUGGGCAGACAGGGAACAGUAAGGGAGGUGGAGGAGGUGGUGGAAACAACAACCGAAUCCCCUCAAAUCUGCUAGAGCAGUUUGAGCGCCAAGCACCGGUGCAGCGUGAAGGCUACCACACACUGCAGUACAAACGCACUGCAGUAGAACACCAACGUAGUGACAGCCCUGGUCGAAUACGUCAUCUUGUUCACUCUGUCCAGAAGCUUUUUACCAAAUCCCACUCCCUGGAGGGGCCCUCAGGGUCUGGGGGUGGCGGGAGUGGGAGGAUGAAUGGCAGCAAAUCCAGUCCUGAUGACCCACCCUCCUCUUCUGGCACCCUAAAGCACAGUAAGCGAAGUAAGAGCAAAGACCGCUCCAAGUCAGAGCCUAAGAUGCAAACUGCUAUCUCAGGCUACUGGAGCUCAGACGACAUGCUUGACCGGGAGAUGUGCCUCUACCCCCAUCACCACGGGGGCAGCAGUGGAGGCCUGCCUUCGGGGGUCAUGACUAUGGGGCGCCACCCAGACAAAUCCCAGUCGCAGUACUUCAUGGAGUCCUACAACACCAUCAGUGCUCACUCUCUCAAGACGUCACGCAGCAAUAAUGAUGUGAAAUGCUCAACGUGCUCCGGAGGCAGCAGCGGAGGUAUGCCAGUGGUGGGCACCCUGGAUGGCAAAGUGCAGCUGAAGAAGAGCUCGUGGUCUUCUACUCUGACGGUGAGCCGAGCAAGAGAGGUCUAUCAGAAGGCCUCAGUCAACCUAGAUAAAGCUCUAGUGAAAGCAGAGCAGGGACGCACCUGCCACUUCCUACAGGUGCCUCAGGAUGACUGGAGCGGUUUCUCUCCACUGGGGAAGGAUGACGAGAUCCCGUGCCGGCGGAUGCGCAGCGGCAGCUACAUCAAGGCCAUGGCCGAAGAAGACAGCCCCGACUCGGACUGCAGCCCGAAACCCUCGCCCAAGGUCCAGGCCCGACGAGCCAGCUAUCUAAAGGCCACACAGCCCUCCCUCACAGAGAUGACAACACUCAAGAUUUCCACAGAACACUCGCCCAAGCUGCAGAUCAGGAGUCACAGCUACCUGCGGGCGGUGAGUGAGGUUUCCAUCAAUAGGAGUCUGGACAGCUUGGACCCGGCAGGGCUGCUGGCCUCACCUAAAUUCCGCUCGCGAAAUGAGAGCUACAUGAGAGCCAUGAGCACCAUCAGCCAGGUGAGCGAGGUGGAGGUGAACGGGCAGAUCGAGGCAGUGUGUGAGUCAGUGUUCAGUGAAAUGGAGUCGCAGGCGGUGGAUGCCCUGGAUCUGCCCAUGCCCAGCUGCUUCCGCAUGCGGAGCCACAGCUACGUGCGUGCCAUAGAGAAAGGCUGCUCGCAGGAAGAGGAGGAGAGAGGCGUCAGGGUGGGCAUCAGGAGCACCAAAUCACCCCCGCACACCACCACAACCGUCAGAACCAUCCAGAGCAGCACAGUGUCAUCAUGCAUCACUACCUACAAGAAGACUCCUCCCCCAGUCCCACCACGGACCACACCGUCCAAACCCUUCAUAUCCAUCACGGCACAGAGCAGCACAGAGUCCGCUCAGGAUGCCUACGUGGACGGGGGCUCCGGCCCACGGGCAGGCAUCAGUUCCCAGCCGGGCCUGUCCAACUCCACGGAAAGCAUCGACAGCAUGAAGGCCCUGACAGCAGCCAUAGAGGCGGCUAACGCUCAGGUGCACGGCCCCGCCAGCCAGCACGUCACCAACAGCACCAUCACCAUCACUGCCACCGCCACCACCUCCGCCAUCACACACGUCUCCACGGAGAGCAAGGCGCAGAGGGAAGCGUUCCGCAAGUCCCUCUCCAUAGGGAUCCAGGUGGAUCCAGAAGAAGGAGGGCCAACGGAAGAGCAGUCUAAAUUCCAGUCGAUAGGAAUUCAGGUGGAGGAUGAGCGAUGUUACCGCAGGAUGACCCGCUCCAACAGCGUUACCACGGCAGUGCAGGCGGACCUCGACGACCCCGCAGACGCCCCAGAGUUGCCGCCACGUCACUGUGCCACCAUGCCGCGCCAGCACUCCCGCGAUGCUGCCUCUUCUACCGUAAGCAUCCAGGGCUCGGGGAACCACUACCACGCUUGUGCAGCUGACGACUAUGGGGAUGUGGGGUUCGACCCUUCAAUCCUGCCCCCUCCAGACCCAUGGAUGGACAGCGUGGCCGAGCCAGAUGUGGAGGGUUUGGAGGCGGUCGGACGAUUGGUGUGCCCCCGUGACGGCCACUGGUUCCUCAAGUUGCUGCAGGCUGAGAUGGAGCGAAUGGAGGGCUGGUGUCGACAGAUGCAACAGGAUGAGAUCGAGAAAGAGCUGCCUGAUGAGAUCCUGGGGAAGAUCCGCAGUGCAGUGGGGAGUGCCCAGCUGCUUAUGUCCCAGAAGUUCCAGCAGUUCCGGGAGCUGUGUGAGGAGAAUCUGAACCCAAAUGCACACCCACGGCCCAUCUCCCAGGACCUGGCAGGUUUCUGGGACAUGCUCCAGCUGUCUAUUGAGAACAUUAGCCUGAAGUUUGAUGAACUCCACCAACUUAAAGCCAACAACUGGAAUCCUCUGACCCCGCCUGAAAUUCAGUGAGCUGCUUUUGAGAAGCUACUCUACCUGCCAUGCACCGUUGGGGCCUGCUCGUCUCCAAUGGUCACUUUAACCACACGCAAUGGCCACCCCAUGCCCUCUUACUCCACAUAAAUGGCUGCUACUAUGAACCAUAACCUCAUUCAAAAUUGCAUGCUAUGACAUUAUGCUGACAACAGCUACACUGCUCUUUCUAACCCUUACGCAAGACGGCUGCAGUUGUGUUGCUUUUUACUGUGUUUAGCUGCAGCUCGCCUUGACAACUUAGUGGUCUGUCAUUAAGACUAUUUGUCAUUCCUGUCCAGGAGAGAAGGAUGCCCCCUCCUGUGCCAAAGAAGCCCCUGAAGGGCCACCAUCCUCCCCUGGCUAGGGACCGCUCGCUGGAGAGCUCUGAGCGCCAGCGUCUGGAGGCUCGUAAACGCCUGCUAGCUGCCAAACGUGCCGCAUCGGUUCGACAGAGCUCUGCUACCGAGAGCGCAGACAGUAUCGAGAUUUAUAUCCCAGAGGCUCAGACCAGACUAUGAGACACGCAAAUGCAUGUACCCACACACACAUGCUCAAUACACUGUCCCAUACCCUCUAAAGCACUGACUGGUAAGGCUAGGGUGCUAACAUAACAUAAACACAUCUUUUGCGGACUAUCCAGAUCACUGCGGUCAGUCACAAUGGAAGAAAAACACGAAAUGUACAUUUACAGUAUUUAUUUAUUUAUUACCCCCAAACCCCGUUCCCAAAUUUUAUUCUCCCAGCUUUAAUGUAGCAGUUCCUCCUCUUCCUGUACCUCCACCUGCCCCUCACCGUCAAGGAAAUAUCUAAUGAAUCCCUUUCUUUAAGUGGCCUAAUAUUUCAAAGUAAGCCAGGUGUAGCACAGCAGUGAUGCUUCACGUUAUUGUAUUCCAGGUGCCGAGAAUCGGAGGAAAACAAGAAGAGAGCAUGCAUGUGGAAUGUGUGUAUUUACACAUGCAACACACAAAACAAGUGAUUUAUUUGGUCUGAUCUGCUCAGAUCAAAUGUAUUAAAAUAAAUGGAAACCAGACCUCACAUAUUGACUCAUAUCCAAGAUGUAUUAUAUGUUAUGUAUUUAUUUAUUUUUUAUUAUUUUUUAUUUAUUUUAUUUUAAUGAAAUCUCACGAACUGAUUCUGAAAUCUAUCAGCUGAGUUUUUAAUUUUGAGGCCAAUGUUUAUGAAAGAAAAUAAAGGUGAAAAGACCAGACAAGGAAACUAUAGUGUCAGGUAGCGACACAAUUUCCCCUCUGUCUGAAAAUGGUUCUUAUUCCAGCAGCAAGCAGCUUCCCCCCCGGAAAGGUCAAGAGGUCAGAUUUAGCGUCUCCAGGUGAGGCAAAGUGGCUGUUGAGCCAGGAGCAGAUUUUGUGGUUUUGCAAUGAGUGUGAUUCACUGAAAGAACCACUGUUUAAAAAUGCCACAAACCUAAUCUGUGUGUGUGAGUGAGAGAAUGAGUGCGUAUGUGUGGUAUGAUUCAGAUGUGUAUUUCAAAAGUGCUUCCUAUUUUUCUAGGUCUAAAGGGUCCUAGUUGUAAUUGAAAAUUAAGGUAGCAGUAUCAAAAAACUGUAAACAAACCGCCCAUCUUGUCUCAGUUGAAACUGAGCAAAACAUGUUUGUAUAAAGAACAUACAGUAUAAUGAAAUGGCAUGCAAGCUGACACAAGGUAACUGAUUUUUUCUGUAUUUUUUUAACCAGGUUAAAUUGUCUCGUUGGAAUUAAAACUCUCAGUGUUACAGACAAUGGUAAAAUACUGGUAUUUGGUACAAUACUGGUAGUUGUACUGUAUUUUAUUGUGUCAUUUUUAGACAAAUCAGUAUUGAGACAAAAUGACUGAAAAGGGACUAUUUUCUCCACACUGUGCACGAUUUCUGCCUCCAAAAUAAAGCAAUUAUUUAAAGGUCAUUAAAAAAAAUCUAAUUUGUAAUAUUUUGUAUUCAUGUUUAAUUUCUUGAUUGAUUAGGAGAACAAUGACUGUUUUAUUGACAUUGUAAUUAUUAUUAUGCACUGACAACAAGGCCCGUAUACUGUGUUAAUUUUUUUUUAAUUUAUGUUGAUUCUUUAGCAUGACAGGCACCUUUUUGUCUUUUCUGUUUCAGUGAUCAGCCUUAAUUUCUAAUAUGAUAGUCGAGCACAACAGCAGUCUCAGGGGAAGAAGUGUGUGUUUGUCUGUGUGUGUCUGUGUGUGUCUGUGCGUGUGACUGACUUCAUGUGACCCAUGGUUUGUCUCUUACUGUAUAUAACUCAAGUCACCAGGACAGGCCAUGAUCUUAAACACUGGAAUAAUAUCCAUGCCAUCUUUUGAAUGAUGUUUCUAUUGAACAUCUCAGCCCUAAUUACUUUAAUGUAACAAGAUAUUUCUAUCAGCUGUUUGAAUGUGGAGACAAUCCCGAGCCAGUUUACCAUCAAAUAGUUGUUUUGAUACAGAAUAGACUCUGGUGUGUAGUCUGAUUCUCUGUAUUGAUCUGACAAAAUUUUGUGCCAUUCAAUAGUCAAGGAUAUGUUUGUGUUAUUUGUCCCUAUUGAACGACAACAUGAAGUUUUCAUUGAGAGACGUUUGUGAAGGAACUUAAGUGAUGAAGUGACCGUACAGUAUGAUUUUUAUUUCUUUUAGUUGGUCGAUAUGAAGUUUAGAGAGGAUGCAUAAAAGUAACAAUAGCUCAAAGUUAAUGCCAUUUUAUGUAGAUGAAGCUCAUUUUAAUAUUUUUUACUUUGGAACUUGUAUUUGAACUGAAUUGUCUGUCAAAUGAUUGACUUCUUAUUUAUCUUUAUUAUAUUACAUAUCAUUAUAAUACUCCUCAUAUAACAGGGAGAUAGAAACCAGAAUGUCGGAUUGUGGUUAAUUGCUAAAUUUAAAAGACUCCAGUCCAGCAAUUCUGAAGCUUGUGUAGUUAUAUUAAGACAAAAAACAUUCAAAUAAACAUUUGUAAAUAAGUGAAUGUUUCCCUGUGUAAAUGUAAACUAAAAACCCAAUCAAAUAACAUAUUUAGCAGAUAUACAUUUUGUAGUUAAUGUUAUUACACUGUUGAUGUUACGGCACAUGUAUGAGCUCUGAACAGCAUUAAAAUAAUAUAUCAUUGCCAU